ACUGUUUCCGGUUUUCCUGGCGUAUCCUUGAUCUUGGAUUAUUCCAGUGACUUCCCAGCCACACUAGGCACCAGAUAUAUUCACGUGAAUAGAUGAUGCACAAUCAUUCUAUUAUUCUUGAUACGUUCCUCUCAAGUGAAUCAGUCGUUUCAUCGUAAUCACAGAUGGCAGAAAUUUUCGUUAAGGUUUCUUCAACGAGUUUACAUAACACCUGGCAUAAGCUUCAAAUGAUUGAAUUCCACGCUCCCACGUUAAUUGCUCAACGAUCAUCGCUAGAUAGUUGGAGGUGCCAAUCUUGUGAAAUUCUCAUUACACGUGAAACCCUCGUAUUGGACAAGUACAUGAUAUACAAGAGAAUCUUACGUGUGCCACCCAAACGUAAGAGGCAAAACCACUUGGCCUCAACUCUCCCUUCCCCUCCCCCCCCUUCAAUUUGCCUGAGCAUCUCAAGCAACGUUAAAUUGACAUUAUAUAAUUUUCAUAAUGCGGAAGCAAAUGACACGAACAGUAUCUAUUUAUAAGCUUUCGCCGUAUUAUUCCAAUCAUCUCUCAUGAACCAAUCACAUUUUUCUCUUGUAAAUAAUCACCACGGGUAUAAUUUCAACAACUGAUUGAUGAAAUUCAACAUCUGGGUAACUACUGACUAUUGUCGAAGCAAUUAUAAUUAAUCUUGAGACAAGUGAGUUAAAAUUUCGACAAACGUAUAAAAAUUGAAACUUUUUCACUUUCAAUUCCUCAAAAUUCCCAGCCCUAAUCUCUCUCUCCCUCCCUCUCUCUCUCCCUCGCUCGCUCUCAUUACAACGAGUACGAGCAUUAUAUUAAACAAAAAACAUUGCUGUCACGAUGGAAAGUUUCAUUCUCCCAGUUUACCUAUGAUUGCUAUAUGAGAAAGAAACGACGAAGUACGCGCCCCUUGGUGACCUAUCGAAACAGAUGAAACAUUCGAUUACGAAUCUCACCGCAGUGAUUGUGGCAAUGGGUGUAUUGACCGUAUUAACAUUAAAUCCGAGGUGUCGAAAUACAGAGACUGACGUAUAGUUUUAUGAGAUAGCUCUCCAAGCUUUAAAAAUCAUUUAUUUAACUCGAGGGGGGUUUAUUGCACACCUUGGGCGUGUAACAAACUGCACGAGUGCUUGGUCCGGUCCAGGGCAGGGCAUACCCUGGUCCAGUAAUUCUUAAUGAGGUAUUGUGAUGUUAAGUACUUGAGAAACCAAUGCCCACGUUUUUAAACCAAUUUUCAAACCCAUUCUCUCACCAGUCUUAUUUAACCAUAAAAUUGAAUUUAAAAAAUUGCAAAAUAUAUUUAUAUUAUAAAUCCAAUAUUUCCAGUACUUUUCGACCCUCACAUUAAUAAUGAGAGAAUAAACGAGCCAUUACAAGGUGUUUGAUUGCAAGGUGUAUCUCAGAAAUCAAAUUAAAUAGACCGUAUAAACGAAGGUUUUAUCCAAUUGCUUACGAAAGUUGAUUCUGUGUGACGUCAUAGGUACAAUUUAAUCGAAGGAUUAUCGUUUCUUAAUCAGCCGCACCGGCAGUAUGCAUUAUUUCAAAUUACAUCCCAGACAAUAGUGCAUACAUUGAUUAAAUAAGUAGAAAAAAAUAUAUAUAUAGUACGUAUUUAUGGGCUGGGUGAUCGACAUUAUGUGCUUGGUACAAAGCAUUGUACCUUAGAACGGCAUUGCUGCACUUGACGCGAGUGACACGCGAGCCUAGUGCAUGAGAGUCAGUACACUCUCACAAUCAGGCAAUGUCCAGUGAGUUCAUGGCAGUACGUUGUUCCAGUGACGAGCGAGGCGAGAGAAGCCGACAAUCGAACCUCGACCCGUUACUAUCCCUCUUAUUUUAUCCAUUAUUUCUGUUUUUCAAUAAAUUGUAACUUUUAUUCGUCAAUUGCAUAUUACAAAAUCAUCAAAUGUUCCAGAAUUAUUUUUACAAUUGAUGAAAUAUCAUUAUAAUUGAUCAUUGAUAUUGAGAGUGCUUAGUAUGUGCGGAUAAAAAUUAAUCGUAUGUUCAUAGCUGUUUUCAGUCGAUGUCGAUAUUGUAUAAUUUUUUACAGAACAGCACCGAAAUGUUUAGAAUAAUUUCAACAUACAGAAACAGAGAGGAAUGAAUAAACAAGGGCCUUUUGUCAAUUGGCAUAGGAGAAAGAUAUACCUUCUGUGUGCGAUAAA
Molecule: messenger RNA, 2168 nt
Organism: Diachasmimorpha longicaudata
Lineage: Eukaryota; Metazoa; Arthropoda; Insecta; Hymenoptera; Braconidae
Exons: 2
Coding region: 165-521 (118 amino acids)
Source: RefSeq, a predicted model, not a curated record